GUGAAGGAAUGGACUGCUCAGUGGGACCUUUCGUCCUAUCGCUUCUUAUAACAGGGGGAUUGAAGCCGAAGGCAGUUAAUCAAAAUGCCUGAGGAGAUAACGGACGGUGGGAGAAAGCUUGUAACGCUCGACGACCUCAUCGAUGUUAUGGAUAAGCGCGAGAGAGCCUCGAGCAAUGUCCCGAAGGUUGAUACUUUCCACUUCAAGGGAGCACGGGUGUCUGACUGGCUGGACCUGACGGAGCAAGCACUGGUGGGGCUGUCGGACGAGGUCAAGCUCCAGCGAGAAGGAGCGGAAGGUGCACGGGAUCUCCGAAGAAACGCAGUGCGCCAUAUUUUUGGGUCCGCUUACUGGCUCGGAGGCCUCGGAGCUGACGGGCACGGAGGGGGAAAUGAGAAACUCACCUGGGCCACUAUCGACAAAGGGGUGGAAGAGGGGAGCCUGGACCAGGUGGAGCAGCACCAGGUGCGGCUGCAAAGGCGCAAGAAAAAGGAAAGGGACGCCACCACGUCCGGGACCCCAGGGGUGAAGAGGAUCGUCACGGACGUAUUGGCAGCGCAAUGGUAUGAUAAUGAGGCGGAAGUGCAAAAGAGGGGAGUGAUCGUGGCCCAAGGCCGGGCGUCGGGGGUAGUGGAAGAGGAGGUUAGGCGCGAGGACUAUGGCGGAGAAGAGAUGGGCUCCCAGAUCCUAACCAAGGCCCAGAGGAGGCAGCGGAAUUUACAAGUGGGGGAUCAAGGAUACGGAAAAGGGCAGGUCCCGCAAGCGAUUGCUGCGCCGCCACCUGCUGUCACGACAACAUCAACGACGGUCGGGCCGUCAUGUAUGGGGCCGCCGCCGGCUUGUGGGCACUGGGUGCCGCAUUGUCAGCCUGCAUCCUGCCCCAGUUGUAAUCACUGCACCUCGUGCGGGGGUAGUCAAACUCACCCCGGGCAAAUGGUCCCUUAUGCGGGCCCAGCGGCAAGUAUGGGGCCCCCGAAGUACCCUGCGGCUCAGGGUCAGUUUGUGGCCCAACCACCUCCCUCCCAACAGGCCUCGCAGGCUAGUGUGGCCGGUGGAGGAAACCAAGGACAAGGCGGACAAGGCAAUGGAGGCCGAGGUCAAGGGGGUCGAGGAGGUGGCGGCCGAGGCCGGGGAGGAAAUGGUGGGGGUUGUGGGGGCGGUUGGAAUGGUCAAAGGGGCCAGAACCGAGCUGGUCGGGGCGACCAGGAAGGGGGCCAAGGGUAUGGGAGGCCCCGCUUUGAUUGGCAAAAUGCCACCUGUUGGCAUUGUGGCGAUGUAGGCCACACUGUGCGGUUCUGCGAGCGGCGGCGGGAGGAUGAAUUGUCAGGGUUAAUCUCCUCCUAUAUGGACGGGGAUAUAUAUGACAAGUGGGGUGAGCAUAUCGACCCCAGGACCCCGGGAGGAAUCAGGCAAGAGGCUCUCCGGCGAGCGGCAGCGGGACCCACAGCACCCCCGACAAUGUUUAGGAUGUGGCAGGAGAAGGAAAAGCCGACCGUAAAAGUCGAGGAGAUUGUAGGGGAUAGUGAGGAGGUCACUCAGCGACUAAAGGCGGGGACUAUAAGGGAGGAGCCAAUAGUCGUCGAAUCGAAUGACAAGGGGCAGAAAGGCGAAGGAGAGCCGACCAUAGUCCUCGUGGGGAGGAUGGAAGACCUGCUGGAAAAGGUGGGAAGACCCCCCACGUCGCAUGGGAGGGUGCCGCAGGCGGCUCGGACUAGGAGCCAAAACAAGGCCGGGCCUAUCCAAGAGCCCAGUCAGGCACCCCCUCGAAAGGAGCCCGAGCCAGGAUGUAGGAAAGAGGUGGUGGAGGUUCCGGAGGAAGAGGAAGAGGAUGACGACGAAGAGGAUGAGAGGCUCCGACAAGAGGAGGAUCAGCGGGCGGAGCUGAGGGCCAAAAAAAUGGGAGCCCGAGAGGAAGCCGAGCCAAGCCUACCCGACAGCGUACCUAAGAGGAAGAAGUACGCGGUCCGGAUGGAGGAAGGUUUUGAUAUGGAGCGGAUGGUGGACAAGCUCCUGGAAGGCCAUAAUGACUUGAUGAACCUGAAGGAUAUCCUGGCGUCGGCGCCAAGGCUCGGUGGGGAAUUGAAAGGGCGACUCUCGCGAAGAUUGGUGCCAAAUGUCCAUCUGAGUACGGUCAUGCCCAGGGAGGUGGAGUGGACUGAGGCAGGGACAAGGAUGGAUUGGAAAUGUGUGGCGUGCGGGCAGGUGGAUCUGGUGAUAAAGAACCAGAAGUGCACUGGGAUGGUGGACACGGGCGCAGAAAUGAAUAUCAUCAGGGAGAAGGAGGCGGUGAUGAUAGGCAUGGAGAUCGACCGCUCAGACCAUGACAUGCUGCAUGGCGCCAACUGCAAGGCCGCUUUUUGCGGCACGACGUCUAAUGUGAUUAUAGAAAUUGGGAAGGUGCGAGCCAGGACGUGCUUCUUCGUCAUGCCCGAUGUCGAUCAUCCCAUCCUUCUAGGAAGGUCGUUCCUGUGUCGAACGGAGAUGUUGAUUUUUAAUAAGCACGACGGGACGAUGAUCCUGCUCCUAUGCGACCCAGCGUGCGGGAACUACGAAGUUGUCACCUGCCGAAACACGGGGCCGGGGAGUGGGAGGAACAGGCCUAAUCUCGGCUCAUUCACCUUCGAGGAAUCGGAGAACGAGCGAAGACGGCUUUGGGAAGUGCCCGAGGAGGAGGAUAAGGCUGAGGUGUUGACAUUGAGCCUCACAAAUGUGAAUAAGGCCAUGGAGGUGGUGUCGGCUCAUGACAUGGCGGAUCCGAAGGCCAUUAAGGCAUUGAGGGAGCAGGCUUUGGAGAACCCUCAAGUGGAAGAGGUGGAGUUGGUGUAUCGGCUUCCAGGAGGGGGAGGAGGCCCUGCAAUGGCCCAGGCCCGAACGACAAAUAAGAAGUGUCGCCCAGUUCUCGUGCUCGUCGCGGAGGAUGAGGAAGCCUACUACGAGCGGGAAYGAGGAUUGAUACGGCGYAUGCGGGAGCACGCGUUGGYCGGGCCGKGSYGUAUCAACGACGAGAAUGAGGGGAAGUUGAUAAUCGGGGAGCCCGACUUCCUGUCGCCCCAGGAGAGAGCGUUGAUGGUGGGACUGAUGAAGAAAAAGCACCGUGCGUAUGGGUUCAAUGACGACGAGCGUGGGAAGCUGGAUGUGGAUAAGAUUCCGAUGAUACGAAUCCACACUGUUCCACACGAGCCAUGGAAUCUAAGGGGCGCACGAUACCCAAAUCCGGAUGAGGAGAAGUAUGUGGUGGACUACCUAGACGGCAAGAUGCGGACGCACGUGGCCGACUAUUCCAGUGGACCGUACGCGUCGCCUUGGUUUUGUUUUAUUAAACCAAAUGAGACGCUGAGGUGGGUGCAGGACUUGCAGCGGUUAAAUGCGGUGACAGUGCGGGAUGUGGGAGGGUUGCCGAACGCGGACGCGCUGUCAGAGUCGUGCGCAGGGAGGCCUAUAAUCUCGCUUAUAGACCUCUACUCUAGGUACGACCAAUUCCCUGUAUACCAGCCAGACAGGCCCGUUGUCAGGCGGCCACAAGUAGUGCGCCGCCUGAAAACGGCAGUUUAGGGGUUUAGGCUCAGGGUUAAGUCCGCGUUUUGACAGUGCUUUGGGAUGACCGGGCUGCAGGAAUUAUGAGAACUCAGGGUACCCCUGAUUCUGCACGCACUAGAUUUUAAGAGUAACCC
This is a messenger RNA of Chara braunii, 3671 nucleotides long. The record is from the annotation of a GenBank genome assembly. Lineage: Eukaryota; Viridiplantae; Streptophyta; Charophyceae; Charales; Characeae.